Metschnikowia bicuspidata var. bicuspidata NRRL YB-4993 is the source of this 2065-nucleotide messenger RNA. It is a transcript of the gene KAR2, whose product is annotated as Hsp70 family ATPase. Gene Ontology annotation, cellular component: nucleus; endoplasmic reticulum chaperone complex; membrane. The record is from RefSeq and is a predicted model, not a curated record. Bases 29 to 2065 code for a protein of 678 amino acids. Gene Ontology annotation, biological process: cellular response to unfolded protein; endoplasmic reticulum unfolded protein response; protein refolding. NCBI's taxonomy places the organism in Eukaryota, Fungi, Ascomycota, Pichiomycetes, Serinales, Metschnikowiaceae. The transcript has a single exon. Gene Ontology annotation, molecular function: ATP hydrolysis activity; heat shock protein binding; ATP binding.
UGACACUGCUUCACUGUGUCUUCAGAAAAUGAUUAAAUCUAACAAUAAACUCGGAUUGUCGGGGCUCUCAUUCCUCCUAGUGUUGUUAUGUGUGGUGUUGCCAUUUUUCAACGUAAACAGCGGUGUCGCUUUGGCUGAGGCCUCUGAGGACGAUGCUGCGGAAGACUACGGCACAGUCAUUGGUAUUGACUUAGGCACCACCUACUCUUGUGUGGGAGUGAUGCAAAAUGGUAAGGUUGAAAUCUUGGCCAACGACCAGGGUCACAGAAUCACACCAUCUUAUGUUGCGUUUACCGAACAGGAGAGAUUAAUUGGUGACGCCGCUAAAAAUCAGGCUGCAUCCAAUGUUAACAAUACCGUCUUUGACGUCAAGAGAUUGAUUGGUUUGGAGUACUCUGACAAGAUUGUCCAAAACGAGAAGAAGAAGUUGCCCUACAAGGUGACUAAGAAGGGCAACAUGCCUGUUGUAAGUGUCGAAGUUGCUGGUGAAGAAAAGACUUUCACACCAGAGGAAAUUUCUGCCAUGAUUUUGGGUAAAAUGAAGACUGUUGCCGAGGACUACUUGGGUAAGAAAGUCACCCACGCAGUUGUCACUGUUCCCGCUUACUUCAAUGAUGCCCAAAGGCAGGCCACCAAGAACGCUGGUACUAUUGCAGGAUUGAACAUCUUAAGAGUUGUUAACGAGCCAACCGCUGCUGCCAUUGCCUACGGUUUAGACAAGACUGAUGAGAGACAAAUCAUUGUCUACGACUUGGGUGGAGGUACCUUCGAUGUGUCUUUGUUGUCCAUCGCGGGCGGUGUGUUCGAGGUCUUGGCUACCAAUGGUGACACCCACUUGGGAGGUGAGGACUUUGACCAUCAAAUUGUCAAGCAUCUUGCCAAGACAUUUAAGAAGAAACACGGCGUCGACAUUCUGAAGAACCCUAAGGCUGUUGCUAAAUUGAAGAGAGAGGCUGAAAAGGCCAAAAGAACUUUGUCUUCCCAAGUAUCUGCAAGAGUUGAGAUUGACUCUUUGCACGACGGAAUUGAUCUCUCUGAGACAAUCUCCAGAGCUAAAUUCGAAGAAUUGAACAACGCUUUUUUCAAGAGAACUCUUGCUCCGGUUGAGAAAGUGUUGAAGGACGCAGGCGUCAAGAAGUCCGAAGUCGAUGACAUUGUUCUUGUCGGUGGCUCCACCAGGAUUCCAAAGGUUCAACAAAUGAUCGAGGAAUUUUUCGAUGGAAAAAAGGUUUCCAAGGGUAUCAACCCUGACGAGGCUGUUGCAUAUGGUGCUGCCGUUCAAGGUGGUGUCCUCUCCGGCGAUGAAGGAGCUGCUAACGUUGUUUUGUUGGAUGUCAAUCCAUUGACUCUCGGUAUUGAGACUGCUGGUGGUGUCAUGUCCAGCUUGAUCAAGAGAAACUCUCCCAUUCCUGUCAGAAAGUCCCAAAUUUUCUCUACCGCUGCUGACAGUCAAUCAACUGUCUUGAUUCAAGUAUUCGAAGGUGAGAGAGCCUUGGUUUCGGACAACAACCUUUUGGGUAAGUUUGAAUUGACUGGAAUCCCACCAGCCCCUAGAGGUACACCUCAAAUUGAGGUUACUUUUGCGUUAGAUGCCAAUGGUAUCUUGAAGGUUGAAGCCGAGGACAAAGGAACCGGUAAGUCGAAAUCCAUCACUAUCACCAACGACAAGUCUAGAUUGUCUAAAGAAGACAUCGAAAGAAUGGUGGAGGAAGCCGAGAAGUUCGUUGAGCAAGACGCCGAGAUCAAGGCAAGAAUCGAAUCCAGAAACUCGUUGGAGAACAUCGUUCAACAGGCCAAGACAAGCUUGAGCGAGGAGAAAUACGCAGACAAGAUCGACGAGGAAUCGAAGGAGGAAAUCCUCGACCUUAUCAGCGAAAUCAACGAGUUUUUGGAGGACAACUACGAUACCGCUUCUUCCGAAGAGUUGGACGAGUACAAGGAUAAAUUACUUGAACUCAGCAACAAGAUCGCUAAGAAGGUUUACGGUGACUCUGAUGCCGUCGUCGAUGACGAAGACUCUGGUUUCGAGGAUUCUGACUCCGACGACGACCAUGAUGAGUUGUAG